Molecule: messenger RNA, 193 nt
Organism: Ilex paraguariensis (yerba mate)
Lineage: Eukaryota; Viridiplantae; Streptophyta; Magnoliopsida; Aquifoliales; Aquifoliaceae
Source: the annotation of a GenBank genome assembly
AUGGCUAAAGGGAAAGGGGCAAUGAGGGCGUCAGCAAGAGCCAAAGGAAAUAGGCCUAUGUUGGUUGAUUCGGGGAAUGAGGAAGAUGAACAGGCACCUCUUGUGCCCAAGAAGGAAAAGAAAUUUAGGUACAAGGACACAAUUGCGAAAAAGAGUGUUAUGUGCGAAAGAAUGAUUGAUGCAGAGAGCCUAG